This is a messenger RNA of Medicago truncatula (barrel medic), 1162 nucleotides long. RefSeq names its product V-type proton ATPase subunit E. Gene Ontology annotation, molecular function: proton-transporting ATPase activity, rotational mechanism. The transcript is spliced from 6 exons. Gene Ontology annotation, biological process: proton transmembrane transport. Lineage: Eukaryota; Viridiplantae; Streptophyta; Magnoliopsida; Fabales; Fabaceae. The record is from RefSeq and is a predicted model, not a curated record. Gene Ontology annotation, cellular component: proton-transporting two-sector ATPase complex, catalytic domain. Bases 118 to 840 code for a protein of 240 amino acids.
UAAAAGGAGCUUAGCUGGCCCCAGUAGUAGUAGACUGUUACUCUGUUGUUGAAACUGAAACAUAUCAACUUGAUUCGGCCAUUGACGAACUUGCUUUCCUGUCGAACUUCUCCGAAAAUGAACGACGGUGAUGUCUCUAAGCAAAUCCACCAGAUGGUGAGAUUUAUCCGUCAAGAAGCUGAAGAAAAAGCCAGCGAGAUCUCUCUCUCUGCUGAAGAGGAAUUCAAUAUCGAGAAGCUUCAGUUGGUUGAAGCUGAGAAGAAGAAGAUCAGACAAGAAUAUGAGCGAAAAGAGCGCCAAGUUGAAAUUCGAAAGAAAAUUGAGUACUCAAUGCAGCUGAAUGCUUCUCGGAUCAAUGUUCUUCAAGCUCAAGAUGACAUUGUUAAUUCAAUGAAAGAAGUUACUGCCAAGGAACUUUUGAAUGUGAGCCGUCAUCACCUGGUUGAAGAUAUUUUACAUGUGGGCAAUCAUGAGUACAGAAACCUUCUAAAAGGUCUCAUUGUUCAGAGUUUGCUAAGACUUAGAGAACCUUCUGUCUUGUUGAGAUGUCAGAAACAUGACGUGCACUUGGUAGAACAUGUGCUGGAUGCAGCUGCACAGGAGUAUGCUGAAAAAGCAGGUGUUUAUCCACCAGAGAUCAUUGUUGACCACAGUGUCUAUCUUCCCCCUGCACCCAAGCAUCACAAUACUCACGAACCUUACUGCUCUGGUGGGGUGGUGUUGGCUUCUCGUGAUGGAAAGAUUGUGUGUGAAAAUACUCUUGAUGCACGGCUGGAUGUAGUGUUCCGUAAAAAGCUUCCGGAGAUCCGAAAGCAGCUCUUUGGACAAGCUGCUGCUUGAUGACUUCGAUUACAUUUUGUUGCCCCUGGAAUACAUAUCCUCAAUGGAUGUCAUUGAUUAUGUAAACUUGUUCUUUGAAAUACUCCAUUUUUUUAUAGGGCCUGUUGUUCUCAUAUCGUGUGUGAAGGGGGCAUGUGGUGUUCAUUUUUUAUUUAUUUAAUUGAUGAAUAGUUUCACCUUGAUGGUGUUUUCUCCGACUUAGUUGCAAAUAAUAUAUUGGACAUUGUUGCCAAUGUUAUGAUGUUUACUGUUCUCCAAUGGCUUGCAUGGUCAAAGUAUAUAACUGUUCUCUGUUGAAAAUAAAACUACUCUUAUGCAGUGA